AUGAGAGCAGACGGUUCUGUGAAAUUACGUAAUAUUUAUAUGAUUAUAACAUUCACUGCUUACAUAAUUAUGGUACUUCUUGAAAAUCUCGCCGCUUGUUUUGGUGAUUUCCCGAAAGUUGAGAAGAAUUCAUCCGUCAUGUUUUCCGUGAUACAUAACACGGUAUUGGCUAAAAUGUUUUUACUUUUAUAUCAUAAAAAAUCUAUAAGGAAAUUAAAUAGUGAGAUGGCUCUACUUGGUGCUGACAUGGAAGAUGAUGUUACAAUGAAUAAGCAAUAUAAAAAAGUCAAAUAUGGACUCCUUUUGUAUGUCGUGUCAGUUUAUUUAUCUCUACUUGCUUAUGGUGUAGACAGCUUGAGCAAAUGUGUCACCGAAGGUACCCCAUUUUAUACCGUAGUGACAUAUUACCCAAGUUAUAACAGUACAACUGACGUGGCGAGUGCAUUAAGAGUGUUUUUCUAUAUGACAUGGUUGUACAUGAUGUUGCCAAUGAUGGCAGCAGACUGUCUGCCAAUUGUGCAUCUUAUUAUUAUGGCAUAUAAGUUUAUAACGCUUUGCAACCAUUUUAAGAAUAUAAGCAAAGAUUUCACUCGAAAUAAAACUAAUAUGAGGAAAGAAUCUGCCGUGUUAAAGCUGAAAUUUGGUUGCAUGCAAGGAAUUCUAAUGCAUCGCAAACUGAUCUUAUUAAUAAAAGAAGUAAAUCGCGUUUUUGGUAUUAUAAUGUCUCUACAAGUGUGCGAGAGUUCGGCUGUGGCUGUUUUAUUACUUUUAAGAUUAGCAAUAUCUCCGCGACAAAAUUUAACAGAUGCGAUAAUGACGUACACAUUUGUAAGUUCCCUAUUCAUUUUGUUGGCACUUAACCUUUGGAAUGCCGGUGAAAUUACUUACCAGGCUUCGCUUUUAUCUUUUGAAAUAUAUUCCUGUGGGUGGCAUCUAUGCAACAUGUUUCCACAGCAUCAAAGGGACAUCAAGUACCUGGUGCUCAUUAGUAGUGCGCAAGCGCAGAAGUCACUUAUUCUUAAAGCGUUCGCUAUACAAGAAUUAUCGUAUGCGACUUUUGUUUCGGUUGCCAGAUUGACGUAUUCGAUAUUUGCAGUAUUUUAUAAAUGA
Messenger RNA from Papilio xuthus (Asian swallowtail), 1110 nucleotides. It is a transcript of the gene Or-8, whose product is annotated as olfactory receptor 8. Gene Ontology annotation, molecular function: olfactory receptor activity; odorant binding. Lineage: Eukaryota; Metazoa; Arthropoda; Insecta; Lepidoptera; Papilionidae. The transcript has 7 exons. The record is from RefSeq and is a predicted model, not a curated record. Gene Ontology annotation, biological process: sensory perception of smell; detection of chemical stimulus involved in sensory perception of smell. Bases 1 to 1110 code for a protein of 369 amino acids. Gene Ontology annotation, cellular component: plasma membrane.